This is a messenger RNA of Ambispora leptoticha, 130 nucleotides long. The record is from the annotation of a GenBank genome assembly. Lineage: Eukaryota; Fungi; Glomeromycota; Glomeromycetes; Archaeosporales; Ambisporaceae.
AUGUUGGCCAAUAAAUCAAAUAAUUUGGCUAAUAAUAAUGAACAAAGGAUUCUCAUUUUUGACGAUAAAUCUCAAGCGCAUAAUAAUAGUACUAAAGAAACAAAUACUGAAAAUGGAAAUGUUAUUGAUG